AUGUGGCUUCUUGGGCUUCAGGAUGACGGCGCCUCGCUCCUCACGCGCCUCCUCCGCUUCUCAGGCGUGAUACUGGUCGCGUUACUCGUCCACGCCUUUCGCAAAGGUUAUCGAGUUCGCAAGAAGUUCCAGGCCCUCAAGGAUCAGGGAAUUCCCAUUAUGAAACAUUCUAUGAUUCUCGGCCACCUUGAAGUCAUUGGGAAACUUGUCUCAACACUUCCAUCUGAUGCUCACGGCGAUUACCUGAUGCUGAAGAUUCAAGAGAACUGGCGGGAACUCUUCCCCCAAUGCACAAAAUGUCCACCUGUUGCUUACAUCGAUACUUGGCCCUUCACAGCGCCGAUGGUUAUUUCUCUCAACGCACAUGUUUCGGCUCAGUUCACACAAGAACACUCACUACCCAAGGCUUAUGAACAGAAGCAUGUUCUCUAUCCCCUCACAAAGAACCGCGAUUUGGCCUCCAUGGAGGGCCCGGAGUGGAAGGUCUGGCGUAAAAGACUGAGCCCAGCAUUCAGCAUUCAAAAUAUCAAUAGUCGUUUACCAGACAUUCUUGAAGAGGUGGAGGACUUUGCCAAUGUUCUCAAGAGUAAAGCAGGAAAAAACGGAGAAUGGGGCGAGGUCUUCCCACUUGGAGACGCCACUGCCAAUCUCACUCUCGACGUUAUCAUUCGUCUCUUUCUGAUGUAUUUCUUCGUCAAUCCCGCCAACUUCAUCCAAUACUGCAAUCCGUGGCGCCAUUUCAAACUCUGGCAGAACUACAGAACUCUUGUCAAAAGCUUCACUCCUGUUCUUCAAGAGCGCAUGAAUAAGCUUAAGCAGGAUCGCACAGCAAAGGGAAAGACACUGGUUGAUCUAAUCGUACAAGCUCUCGAUGCCGAGAGAGCUGAACAGAAAGGAGCGGGACAGAACGACAAGGACCAACUGAACAUGGAGCUUGACGCUGACUUUCUGGAGAUGGCCGUUGGGCAGAUCAAUACUUUCCUCUUCGCAGGUUUUGAUACCAGUGCUGCAACUAUUGCUUGGCUGUUCCGCCUGCUCAGCGAAUAUCCAGAUGUUUUGGCCAAAUUGCGAGAGGAGCAUGAUGCAGUCCUUGGCCCAAAUGCCUGGGGUGUUGCUGGUGUGAUAAGGGAGAACCCACAGCUGCUGAACCAGCUCCCUUACACACUAGCUGUCCUUCGUGAAUCUAUGCGUUAUCAUACCAACGUCGGUUCAAUGCGUCGUGGCGAGCCCGGGUUCUUCCUCGUGGGUCCGCCGGGCUCCGAUCCUGGAUUUGAAGGGAAGAAGCUGCCAACCGAGGACUUCAUUGUCUGGGACGGGACAUAUGCAAUCCAUCGUGACCCUGAGAUCUGGCAUAGAGCCUGGGAGUUCCUUCCAGAACGUUUUCUUGUCACUGAUCCGGAGGAUCCCUUGUACCCGCCACCCAACGGCUGGCGUUCAUUCGAGGCUGGGCCACGGGUUUGCAUUGGGCAACAUCUUGCAACCCUCGAGAUGAAACUAGCCAUGGUACUGGUAGCGAGAUGCUUCGAUAUCGAGUGUGCGUGGGAAGAAUGGGACCAGAUCAAUGGAACGACAAACUCUGAAAAGGCACGGCCGACUGUCUGGGAUGAUCGUUGCUAUCAAGUUGGAACUGACUCGCCGCCACGAGUCAAGGAUGGUAUGCCUGUGCAUGUCAGAACGCGUGGACUGUAG
This is a messenger RNA of Fusarium musae, 1689 nucleotides long. RefSeq lists its product as uncharacterized. Bases 1 to 1689 code for a protein of 562 amino acids. NCBI's taxonomy places the organism in Eukaryota, Fungi, Ascomycota, Sordariomycetes, Hypocreales, Nectriaceae. Gene Ontology annotation, molecular function: monooxygenase activity; iron ion binding; heme binding. The record is from RefSeq and is a predicted model, not a curated record. The transcript is spliced from 4 exons.